AUGAUGCACCGAGAAUCUUGCGCUUGUGGCACCAGCAGUUUAGAACUGUUUAAAGUGCCCCCGACCAACGUCACUUUAGAAGAUUCGAAAUGGAUGGAAUAUUAUCCCAUUUCCAGUACCCUCAACUCGGAUACGGCUCCGAUUGAAUUUGAAAUCAAAGGACAAGGAGAUGAAUAUCUGGAUUUAUCCCAAACUUAUCUCCAGAUGGGCUGUAAAUUCACGAAAGCCAAUGGAACGAAUCUCACAGGAGGCCAUUCGACCUCCACCCCCGUGAAUAACAUUCUCCAUUCCUUGUUCAGUGAAAUCGAUGUCAGUCUCAAUGGAAAAGUCAUUACCCCGGGGACGGAUACUUAUCCCUACAAAGCGUAUCUGGAGAAAUUGUUGUCUUAUGCACCCAAGACUCUGGAAACCCAGAUGAGAGCCUGUAGCUUGUGGGAAAAAGAUACGGCAGGACAUAUGGAUGAGGUCAAAUUAGAAGCUCUGGCUCAAACUCCUGUGGAAUUUGCAGUAGUGAAUAACAAAGUCAACAUCGCGGCCGUCAUCCCGACUCCCGAGUAUCCGGAUGAUUCCAAGAAUGUAGGGUUGAGAAAACGUCACGAGAAGAUUACAGACAGUAAGGAGAUCGUGUUGAUGGAUCGAUUACAUCUGGAUUUGUUUGAGCAAGAGAAAUGUCUCCCUAAUGGUUUGGAUGUCCGUCUCAGAUUCAAUCGCGCUCGACCCCAGUUCUACAUGAUGACCGAUGCCGGGAGUAGUGGGAAAGUGGUCAUUCAAAGUAUGAUCUUGUGGGUGAGGAAAGUCAAACCUGUGCCGAGUAUCAUUAAUCUCAUCAAUCAGCAACUGAGUACUCAAACGGCGAAAUAUCCAUUGAGACGAGUGGAAGUGAAAACCUUCACCAUUCCUAGUGGCACCCAAUCUAAAAUCACCGAUCAUCUGUUUCAAGGACAGAUGCCUAAACUGAUCGUGUUGGGCUUUGUGGACAAUGCGGCUUUUAAUGGGGAUAAUACCAGAAACCCCUUUCAUUUCCAAAAUGAGAGAUGUGUGGAUUUCACGAAAGAUCAAGAAGCCCAGACGGAUAAAUUUCAUCUCAUACAGACGGGGAACUUGAGAGUGGAAGUGCAAUUUGCCGCCAACGUAGCCAGGACCUUAAACUGUGUGGUGUAUGCCGUGUUCGACAAUCUGCUAGAAAUCAACAAACAACGAGAAAGACCUUCCGAAAACCGAGAACCCAUCAAGGACAAACUUGUCAAUGUCAAAGACUGA
Molecule: messenger RNA, 1260 nt
Organism: Ostrea edulis (European flat oyster)
Lineage: Eukaryota; Metazoa; Mollusca; Bivalvia; Ostreida; Ostreidae
Exons: 3
Coding region: 1-1260 (419 amino acids)
Biological process (GO): deoxyribonucleotide biosynthetic process
Cellular component (GO): cytosol
Molecular function (GO): ribonucleoside-diphosphate reductase activity, thioredoxin disulfide as acceptor
Source: RefSeq, a predicted model, not a curated record